UGUAUUGGAACAGACAAUCAUACAGAAAAAUCGGAAUCUCAAAGGGAAGAACAAGUCUUCGAUCAAUCAUAUUUCUAGAGAUGCCAGCGAUUAUCAACCAAUUUCAAUUUCAAUUUCAGUUUCCCUUUUCGGAUCGAAGAACAAGAAGAAUAGAAAAUUUUACCGUCAUACAGUUGAAUCGAUACAAUCAUCAAGUCAACUCAAAGUCCAAUCCAAUCUCCAAAUCUCAAUCGAAUUCCCCCUUCCCCCGAAUCAAUGAUCGCAGAACAGUUUCCUCGAUUCUCCGAUUGAGAAAAAAAAUUUCAAAAUGGGGAAAGGGAGCGGAUGCGUACCUAGCAAGAACAGGGCAUCGGAUCCGAUUGCCGUUAMCGAGCAACGUCCCGAUCAUCCUGAAAUCGCCGCUCGAUCUGGAGAAAUCUCGAGGAAUUUGAGGAUCUUCAUCGUGUAUUACUCGAUGUACGGUCACGUGGAGCAGUUGGCGAAGAGGAUGAAGAUAGGAGUGGAUUCUGUGGACGGCGUGGAAGGAGUUCUGUUCAAGGUGCCGGAGACGCUGCCGGCGGAGACUCUGGAGCAGAUGAGAGUGCCGGAGAAGGACGACGGUGUGCCGGUGAUCACGGUGGAGAAGAUGACGGAGGCGGACGGGUUCUUGUUCGGAUUUCCGACGAGGUACGGGGCCAUGGCGGCGCAGAUGAAGUCGUUCUUCGAUUCGACGGGUGAGCUGUGGGAGGAACAGAGGCUGGCCGGAAUUCCCGCCGGAUUCUUUGUGAGUACCGGAACCCAGGGCGGCGGCCAAGAGACGACGGCUUUGACAGCAGUGACUCAACUAGCACACCAUGGGAUGGUGUAUGUUCCAAUAGGGUAUACAUUUGGGAGUGAAAUGUGGAAAAUGGAGUCCAUAAGGGGAGGAUCUCCAUAUGGGGCAGGAGUCUUCUCUGGUGAUGGCUCAAGACCCCCAUCUCCCACUGAGCUUCAUCUUGCUCACCAUCAAGGCAAGUACAUGGCCACCAUUGUUAGAAGAUCUCCCCCUAAAUCUUGACCUUUUUUCUUCUUCUUUCUUUSGUUGAAUUAUGCGUUUAGUCCUUAUACUUAAUUAUUGAAGUCUCGUAUGUUUGUUUACUUUGUAUAAGUGUUAUUGUUGUCUCUAUCAAUUCAUUUGAUUUGCUUCUGCUGUUA
Messenger RNA from Momordica charantia (bitter melon), 1173 nucleotides. Its product is annotated as putative NAD(P)H dehydrogenase (quinone) FQR1-like 2. The record is from RefSeq and is a predicted model, not a curated record. Gene Ontology annotation, cellular component: membrane. Gene Ontology annotation, molecular function: FMN binding; NAD(P)H dehydrogenase (quinone) activity. Lineage: Eukaryota; Viridiplantae; Streptophyta; Magnoliopsida; Cucurbitales; Cucurbitaceae.